Messenger RNA from Trifolium pratense (red clover), 2344 nucleotides. Its product is annotated as glucose-1-phosphate adenylyltransferase large subunit 1-like. Gene Ontology annotation, molecular function: glucose-1-phosphate adenylyltransferase activity. NCBI's taxonomy places the organism in Eukaryota, Viridiplantae, Streptophyta, Magnoliopsida, Fabales, Fabaceae. The record is from RefSeq and is a predicted model, not a curated record. The transcript is spliced from 13 exons. Bases 458 to 2137 code for a protein of 559 amino acids. Gene Ontology annotation, biological process: glycogen biosynthetic process.
GACCAUGAAAAAUGAUAUCAUAGACUAUAGUACCAAAUCAACAUUAUUAAUUUGUACUACUAUUUUAUAUUCAUAUUCUUGUCUAUAGUUUUUGGAAAAUUGUUAUAUACCAAACCAAAACCAUAAGAUAUUUCCCAUCAUUCUCGUGAACACUCUCUGGCUCACUAGCCAAUAAAAGCAACUACAAGUCACAACACUACUCACUAGCUAGAUCACAUUCCACACUCACAUUUUUGGCCUUAAGUUCCCAUUUCCAAUAAUCUAAAUCUCAUUCUCAUAAACUUAGCUCAAAUUAUUUUUAUAACAUAUAGUUCUUAUACUAUAGUUUGCUUGGUAUUGUUGCUUUUCAUAUUCCUACUUCAUUGUGAGGUUACUCAAAAUUGAAAUCAAAUCAAAGUAUACUUUUUUGAGUUUGGCUCUUUACAAGAACUUGAAUUCUUGAUCCAUCACCAUCAAAAUGGUGUCUACUUGUGUGAACUUUAAGGCUAAUACCCAUAUAGCAAAUUUGAAGAAAGACAAUAUUUUUCGUCAAGAUAAUGGUUUUCUAGGUGAGAGAAUCAAAGGGGGUGUGAAUUAUAGUCCAUGGAUCAUUAAUGAUCAGUUGGGAAUAAGUUUGAGAACUAAGGAAAGGGUUAAGAAGCACAAACCUGGUGUUGUAUCUGCUGUUCUUACAUCAAAUAAUGCCAAUGAGACUGUGACCUUUCAGGUUCCAUCUUUUUUGAGAAGAAAAGCUGACCCUAAAAAUGUUGCUUCCAUCAUAUUGGGAGGAGGUCCUGGUGUUCACCUUUUUCCUCUUACCAAAAGAGCUGCUACACCUGCUGUACCUGUUGGUGGAUGUUACAGGCUUAUAGAUAUUCCAAUGAGCAACUGCAUCAACAGUGGCAUCAACAAAAUAUUUGUAUUGACACAGUUCAACUCAGCAUCACUAAACCGUCACAUCGCUCGCACUUAUUUUGGAAAUGGCAUCAACUUUGGGGAUGGAUAUGUUGAGGUUCUGGCGGCUACUCAAACACCAGGAGAAGCUGGGAAGAAUUGGUUUCAAGGAACAGCAGAUGCUGUGAGGCAAUUUACAUGGGUUUUUGAGGAUGCCAAGAACACUAACAUUGAGAAUGUAGUAAUCUUGGCUGGUGAUCAUCUAUACAGAAUGGAUUACAUGGACCUUGUGCAGGUAUUCAACUUAUUUGUUUCAUAUGUUGGAUUAUUUUAUUUCUUCAUUUCAUUUUCAGUUUUUUCUGAUUAUCUUGUAAUAUAUGAACAGAGUCACAUUGACAGAAAUGCAGAUAUUACAGUAUCAUGUGCUGCCGUAGGCGACAGCCGUGCAUCGGAUUAUGGAUUAGUCAAGGUAGAUAGCAGAGGUCGCAUCGUCCAAUUUUCAGAGAAACCUAAGGGAGGUGAUCUUAAAGCAAUGCAAGUAGAUACCUCUCUUUUCGGAUUGUCGCCCCAAGAUGCAUUAAGGUCGCCAUAUAUUGCAUCUAUGGGAGUUUAUGUAUUCAAGACUGAUGUUUUACUCAAGCUACUGAAAUGGAGGUAUCCCACAUCCAAUGACUUCGGAUCUGAAAUCAUUCCAGCAUCUGUUAAGGAACAUAAUGUCCAAGCAUUUUUCUUCGGAGACUAUUGGGAAGAUAUUGGAACAAUAAAAUCAUUUUAUGAUGCUAACAUGGCUCUUACUGAAGAGAGUCCAAUGUUCAAAUUUUAUGAUCCCAAGACACCCAUUUUCACAUCUCCGGGAUUCUUACCACCGACAAAGAUUGAUAAAUGCAGGAUUGUGGAUGCAAUAAUCUCGCAUGGCUGUUUCCUAAGAGAAUGUAGUGUGCAACAUUCCAUUGUGGGUGAACGUUCACGAUUGGAUUACAGCGUUGAGCUCCAGGACACUAUAAUGAUGGGAGCAGACUAUUACCAAACUGAAUCUGAAAUUGCUUCUGAGCUGGCAGAGGGAAAGGUUCCGAUUGGGAUUGGAAGGAACAGCAAAAUCAGGAAUUGUAUAAUUGACAAGAAUGCUAGGAUUGGGAAAGAUGUCAUCAUCAUGAACAAAGAUGGUGUUCAAGAAGGAGAUAGACCGGAAGAUGGAUUUUACAUCCGAUCAGGAAUCACAAUCGUAAUGGAGAAGGCCACAAUAGAAGAUGGCACUGUCAUAUAAAUGGCUGGCAUGUUCUGGUUGUCACUUGUCAGGAGAAACAUUCCAAGGAGCACCUUGAAUUUUGCUAAAUGCGUAUGUGUGCGUGCGGGGGUGCUCGCAAAAUAGAAGGCGUCCUCCCACUACAUGUAAAAAUAGAAUGAAUAAAUAAAGUGUGAAUGUAUUGUAAAAUCAAUAUGCAAAUAAAUAAAUAGUGUUUGUGGAAUAUCA